AUGGCAUCAUUAGCUCGUUUCUCAUUGACAUCAUCAUCGGCCUUAUGCCGUUUAUUAAUGAAUCGUAAUGCAGGUCUUAUUCAACAACAUUUACCUUCAAUGAUUAUUCCGUCCGCUGCACAACCACGAUCGAUUGCUACUACACCUAUUCGUCGUGAUAUUGAUUCAGCAGCUAAAUAUAUUGGAGCUGGUGCUGCUACUGUUGGUGUAGCUGGUGCUGGUGCUGGUAUUGGUACGGUAUUUGGUUCACUUGUCGUCGCCUAUGCAAGAAAUCCAAGUUUAAAACAACAACUCUUCUCUUAUGCCAUUUUGGGAUUUGCUUUGUCCGAGGCUAUGGGUCUUUUCUGUCUGAUGAUGGCUUUUAUGUUACUUUUUGCCUUCUAG
This is a messenger RNA of Rotaria socialis, 384 nucleotides long. NCBI's taxonomy places the organism in Eukaryota, Metazoa, Rotifera, Eurotatoria, Philodinida, Philodinidae. The record is from the annotation of a GenBank genome assembly.